CGCAGCUUCAACACCAGAAGGUAACCAGAAAUGUCGCUCCAAGUCGAGGAUCCACGGGGUACAGAGACACCUGCCCCGCUCAAGCGCCAUGACUCGCUGUUCGGCGAUGCAGAAAAGGUCUCCCAUUCGAAGCACCAUGGCUCCGAGGUGAGCUGGGUGCGGACGCUGAGCCUUGCUUUCCAGAGCGUCGGCAUCAUCUACGGUGAUAUCGGGACUUCACCACUUUAUGUCUACUCUAGCACCUUCCCUGAUGGGAUCAAGAACAACGACGAUCUCCUUGGCGUCUUGUCGCUCAUCAUCUACACCCUCAUCAUCAUACCGAUGCUCAAGUAUGUCUUCAUCGUGUUGUAUGCAAACGACAAUGGAGAUGGUGGCACGUUUGCACUUUACUCGCUGAUAUCAAGGUAUGCAAAGGUAAGACUGAUCCCGGACCAGCAGGCUGAGGAUGCGGCGGUGUCCAAUUACCACAUCGAAGCGCCAAACUCGCAGCUGAGGAGGGCGCAGUGGCUGAAGCAGAAGCUUGAGUCCAGCAAGGCAGCCAAGAUUGCGCUCUUCACUCUCACCAUCCUCGGCACAUCCAUGGUGAUAGGCGAUGGAACCUUGACACCAGCAAUUUCUGUGCUCUCUGCAGUGAGUGGGAUCAGGGAAAAAGCGCCAAGCUUGACUCAAACGCAAGUGGUCCUCAUCUCAGUGGCAAUUCUGUUCAUGCUCUUCUCAGUCCAGCGUUUCGGUACCGACAAGGUCGGAUACACCUUUGCUCCAGUCAUCUCAGUGUGGUUCAUACUGAUUGCUGGUAUUGGGAUGUACAACCUCGUUAUUCAUGACAUCGGUGUUCUACGGGCCUUCAAUCCAAUGUAUAUAGUACAAUACUUCAAAAGGAACGGGAAGGAUGGAUGGGUUUCACUUGGUGGAAUUAUCUUGUGUGUCACAGGCACAGAAGGUAUGUUUGCUGACCUAGGACAUUUCAACAUCAGGGCUGUUCAGAUCAGCUUCAAUGGUAUCUUGUUCCCGUCGGUCGCACUGUGCUACAUUGGGCAGGCGGCUUACCUGAGGAAAUUUCCAGAGAAUGUUGCGAACACCUUCUAUAGAUCUAUCCCAGCACCAUUGUUCUGGCCAACCUUCGUUGUUGCCAUUCUUGCUGCCAUCAUAGCAAGCCAGGCUAUGCUCUCUGGUGCAUUUGCCAUCCUCUCCAAGGCCCUAUCUCUUGGUUGCAUGCCCAGGGUUCAAGUGAUCCACACCUCACACAAGUAUGAGGGGCAGGUGUACAUUCCUGAAGUGAACUUCAUGAUGGGAUUGGCAAGCAUCAUAGUCACAAUCGCCUUCAGAACGACUACUAGCAUUGGUCAUGCUUAUGGGAUCUGUGUCGUGACCACAUUCGUGAUCACCACCCAUCUGAUGACCGUCGUGAUGCUCCUCAUAUGGCAGAAGCAUGUCAUCUUCAUCAUGCUGUUCUAUGUCGUGUUUGGCUCCAUCGAGUUAAUUUACCUCUCUUCCAUACUGUCAAAGUUCAUUGAAGGUGGAUACCUUCCGAUCUGUUUCGCGCUGGUCGUGAUGAGCCUCAUGGCGACAUGGCACUAUGUCCAAGUCAAGAGAUACUGGUACGAGCUUGACCACAUUGUGCCUAUUAACGAAAUGACAAUGCUGCUCGAGAAGAACGACGUGCGCCGGAUCCCUGGGGUGGGCCUCCUGUACACGGAGCUGGUUCAGGGUAUCCCCCCAGUGUUUCCUCGUCUGAUCAAGAAGAUACCAUCCGUGCACUCCAUCUUCAUGUUCAUGUCAAUCAAGCACCUGCCGAUCUCGCAUGUGAUACCUGCAGAGAGGUUCAUCUUCCGGCAGGUCGGCCCGAGGGAGCACCGGAUGUUCAGGUGUGUGGCACGGUAUGGCUACAGCGACACUCUGGAGGAGCCCAAGGAGUUUGCGGCGUUCCUUGUGGAUAGGCUCAAGAUGUUCAUCCAGGAGGAGAGCGCAUUCGCUCAGAAUGAAGCGGAGAGUGACAAUACCAGUGAAGUUUCAGAAUCCCAGGCGAGGACGAGGCGAUCCACUCAGAAUGCAGUACACAGCGAGGAGGCGAUUCAAACGCGGGUGAGCAGCCACUCAGGGAGGAUCAGUUUCCAUGAGAACCAGACAGUCGAGGAGGAGAAGCAGCUGAUUGACAGAGAGAUGGAGCGAGGGAUGGUGUAUCUGAUGGGGGAGGCCAAUGUUACAGCCCAAGUCAAGUCCUCGGUUUUCAAGAAGAUAGUGGUGAACUAUGUUUAUACAUUCUUGAGGAAGAACUUGACAGAGGGACACAAGGCACUAGCCAUUCCGAAAGAUCAGUUGCUCAAAGUUGGGAUCACAUAUGAGAUAUAGUUAUUUUACCCAAGUAUGAUGUGAGCCUAUCCAUGUGAUUCUGGGUGCAUGCUGUUGAUUCUGAAGGGCAAAGUGCCAUUGCCGAUUCAAUAAAAAAAGGCAUGUAGGUACAGGAUUUGUUUUCCGUUUUCUUGUGGUUAGGAUAUUUUCUUUUUUGUUUUCUCUGUACAGUGUGGCGUUACCUGAAUGUGUCCAAUGUAAGGGUGAUAUUGCAACUAAAGUUUGACUGGUAGAGUGUCUGCUCCCAGGCAUAAGAAAGGUUUAUGAUUUUUCCCACUAUCAAGGGGAAUAUGAGAGAUUUGAUUACCAUGUGA
Messenger RNA from Brachypodium distachyon (stiff brome), 2663 nucleotides. RefSeq names its product potassium transporter 1. The transcript has 9 exons. The record is from RefSeq and is a predicted model, not a curated record. Gene Ontology annotation, biological process: potassium ion transmembrane transport. Lineage: Eukaryota; Viridiplantae; Streptophyta; Magnoliopsida; Poales; Poaceae. Bases 31 to 2349 code for a protein of 772 amino acids. Gene Ontology annotation, cellular component: membrane. Gene Ontology annotation, molecular function: potassium ion transmembrane transporter activity.